Molecule: messenger RNA, 1726 nt
Organism: Aethalodelphis obliquidens (Pacific white-sided dolphin)
Lineage: Eukaryota; Metazoa; Chordata; Mammalia; Artiodactyla; Delphinidae
Gene: IL1B
Product: interleukin 1 beta
Exons: 7
Coding region: 277-1128 (283 amino acids)
Biological process (GO): immune response; inflammatory response; positive regulation of gene expression
Molecular function (GO): interleukin-1 receptor binding; cytokine activity
Source: RefSeq, a predicted model, not a curated record
CCCACCCACUCUCUCCCUCUCUCCCUCCCUUCCCCUCUCCCUCCCUCCUUCUCUCCGGGCCUGAGGGCUGGGCUUUUUGCACAAAUGCCAGAUGUACUAUAACGCCAUAACUUGCAAAAUAUUGCGGAUUAAUACUGCUUAUCUCGCAGCGGCUGUCUGAGAGCUCAGCAUCAAACCUCUGCCCCAGGUCUCCUAAUAAAUCCACUCCUGGUUUAGGCCUGAUUUAGCAAAUGCUCUACUCUGGACCCAAAGGAUGACUCUUUCACGCAUUCACUUAUGCGUUCAAAGACUGCUUCUUUGCAUGCCUACCAGGUUUCUGAAGCAGCCAUGGCAACGGUACCUGAACCCACCAACGAAGUGAUGGCUUACUAUAGUGACGAGAAUGACCUGUUAUUUGAGGCUGACGGCCCCAAACAGAUGAAGUGCUGCGUCCAGCACCUGGACCUCAGCUCCACAGGAGAUGAGAGCAUCCACCUGCAAAUCUCCCACCAGCUCUACAACAAAAGCUUCAGGCAUGUGGUGUCGGUCAUCGUGGCUGUGGAGAAGCUGCAGAAGAUCCCCUGCUCACAGACCUUCCAGGAUGAUGGCCUGAGGAGCAUCUUUUCACUCAUCUUUGAAGAAGAGCCUGUCAUCUUUGAAACAUACGACAAUGAUCUUCUGUGUGACGCGGCUGUGCAGUCGCUGACCUGCAAACUCCAGGACAGAGACCAAAAAUCCCUGGUGCUGGCUAGCCCGUGUGUGCUGAAGGCUCUCCACCUCCUCGCACGGGAUAUGAACCGAGAAGUGGUUUUCUGCAUGAGCUUCGUGCAAGGAGAUGAAAGUAACGACAAGAUACCUGUGGCCUUAGGCCUCAAGGAAAAGAAUCUAUACCUGUCUUGUGUGAUGAAAGGCGAUAGGCCCAUCCUGCAGCUGGAGGAGGUAGACCCCAAAACUUACCCAAAGUGGAAGAUGGAAAAGCGAUUUGUCUUCAACAAGACAGAAAUCAAGAAUAGCGUCGAAUUUGAAUCUGCCCUGUACCCCAACUGGUACAUCAGCACCUCUCAAGCAGAAGAAAAGCCCAUCUUCCUAGGACGUUCCAAAGGCGGCCAUGAUAUAACUGACUUCACCAUGGAAAUCAUCUCUCCCUAAAGGAAGCUGUACCCAGAGUCCAUAUGGGCUGAAUGACCCUGAGGGCUAGCAGAAGGGGAAUCGAAGAGCAUGGCUGCAGCCUGAACUUCACUGUUGUCUAAUCAAUGCCCAACUUCCCUCCGUAUAUUCGUGCUACGAGACCUCCUGCCCACCAGCCGGCGGGAAUAACCCCACUCUUCCCACGCUUCUUCUGCCCGUCCUCAGACCCCAUCCACUGAGCCAGCCCUCUCUCACCUCUUCCACUCACUCAAAGCCAGCCUGGCAGAAACCAUGGCACACUAGGUUCAGAGAAAUCCUCUGUCCUUUGCACACAGCUUCUGAUGAGUGACCAUUUAACUAUUUAUUUAUUUAUUUAUUGAUGGGUUAAUCUAUUUAAUUUAAUUCAAGGGGGCCAAGAAACAGCAGAGUCUGUGAAAAAUCCUAGUCUUCUAUAUCUAUGGAACCAAUUUCAUUUGGGCUAGUGUGCCGUCUUUAUAUCAAGUUCUUUCAUUAAGCCUGAAAAUAUUUAAGCUCAGAUCAUUUCAAAAGGAAUAUUUAUGAAUGAGGAAGGAUGAUCAGAUUGUUCAAUGAUUUUGAAAUAAAGUUCACUGAAAACAAA